Molecule: messenger RNA, 936 nt
Organism: Orycteropus afer afer
Lineage: Eukaryota; Metazoa; Chordata; Mammalia; Tubulidentata; Orycteropodidae
Product: olfactory receptor 4S2-like
Biological process (GO): G protein-coupled receptor signaling pathway
Cellular component (GO): membrane
Molecular function (GO): olfactory receptor activity; G protein-coupled receptor activity
Source: RefSeq, a predicted model, not a curated record
AUGGGAAAAAUAAACAAUGUAACUACAUUCAUUUUCUUGGGCCUUUCUCAGAACCAAGAGGUGGAAGAAAUUUUUUCCGUGGUGUUUUCUUUUUUCUAUAUGGGUAGUCUUUUAGGAAACUUUGUCAUCAUGCUGACAGUGCGUAUGGGCAACCUUCUCAAUUCUCCUAUGUAUUUCUUUCUCAACUAUUUGUCUUUUGUGGACAUCUGUUUCGCUUCAGUUACAGCUCCCAAGAUGAUUGCUGACUUAUUAGCCGAGAGAAAAACUAUCUCCUAUGUGGGGUGCAUUUUGCAACUAUUUGGAGUACAUUUCUUGGGAUGCACUGAAAUCUUCCUCCUUGUCGUAAUGGCCUAUGAUCGGUACGUGGCCAUUUGUAAACCCCUGCACUAUAUGACCAUCAUGGACCGGGACAGAUGCAAUAAAAUAAUGUUGGGGAUCUGGAUAGGUGGCUUGUUACACACUGUUAUCCUGCUGUCUUUAGUGCUCCAGCUCCCAUUUUGUGGUCCCAAUGUGAUUGACCACUACUUUUGUGAUGUCCACCCUAUGCUGAAACUGGCCUGCACAGACACAUAUGUUGCUGGUGUUGUUGAGACAGCCAACAGUGGGUCCAUCACUUUGGGGAGCUUUAUUAUCUUAAUAAUCUCCUACACUGUCAUCCUGGUGUCCCUGAGAAAGCAGUCAGCAGGAGGCAGGCGCAAAGCUCUCUCCACUUGUGGCUCCCACAUUGCUGUGGUCAUAAUUUUUUUUGGUCCCUGUACUUUCAUGUACAUGCGCCCUGAUACUACCUUUGCUGAAGAUAAAAUGGUGGCUGUAUUUUACACAAGUGUCACCCCUAUGUUAAACCCCCUGAUUUAUACACUGAGAAAUGCAGAAGUAAAAAAUGCAAUGAAAAAACUGUGGUAUAGAAAGGUUUUCUGGAAGGCUAAUGACAAAUAG